This is a messenger RNA of Mytilus trossulus (common blue mussel), 8419 nucleotides long. RefSeq names its product transmembrane protein 131-like. The record is from RefSeq and is a predicted model, not a curated record. Bases 162 to 5831 code for a protein of 1889 amino acids. NCBI's taxonomy places the organism in Eukaryota, Metazoa, Mollusca, Bivalvia, Mytilida, Mytilidae. The transcript has 42 exons. Gene Ontology annotation, cellular component: membrane.
UACAACAUACAUAUCAUUAUUAAAUAAAAAGAUCUUGAAAUAUAAAACAAAAACAAAGGCCCAUCCACCUGUUAUAUAUUUUUUAUGUUCAAUAGUCUGAGAUACAUGCGUUUCAACAUUUAUUUCUCUUGUCGAAAACCAGGUCACACAGUGGAAACAUCAUGGCGCGAGGUACUUGUCAUAAUCGAGAAAAGAUGUCAAAAGAAUGGUUUCAUUUUGUUAUCUUAAUACACACAUUUUUACAGAAUUUUUCACUCACAUCAGCAAUAGAAAGUCAUAGUCAAGCUUUUAUACAAACAGACAAUCAUUUAACAUAUAUAGGAGAUGGUAGGGAUUUUAAUGGAAUACCAGUGGAGGUAAUACCUGGUGAACCAAUUAAUUUAAUAUCAAGAAUAGAACAAGAAAAUAAAGAUAUUUUUAAAAGUAAUUCAGUAAAAUUUGAACCAUCAUGGUUAGAUUUCCAACAACAACCAGUUGGGAUGCCAAUAAUGCAGCAAGUUUUAGUACAAAAUACAGAUACUAAAAAUAGUUUACAUUUACUGUCCAUAUCGGGCAGUACUGUACAUUUCCAUUGCUCAUUUUUUCAAGAAAAAAUGGUUCCACCUGGUGGGAAUACAACAUUUGAUGUUGUAUUUUUAGCGAGACAGGAGGGCAAUGUAGAAAAUACUUUAUAUAUACAUACAUCACAUGGCUCCUUUACAUUUCAUGUUUUUGGAGUCGGUAUUCCAAAUCCUUAUAGGCUCCGGCCGUAUUUAGGAGCAAAAGUUCCAUUAAAUAGUAGUUAUUCACCUUUAAUAAAGAUCCAUAAUCCACAUGGAUCAACUUUAAAGAUUUUAGAAAUGUUUGCGAGUGAAGGUGAUUUACACCUUGAAUUACCAACAGGUGAUUUAGAUGCACCUAAAAAUUUAUGGGAGAUCCCUCCUUACGAAACAAAAGCAGUAAUGAAGGCAAACUUCGUAGGGAGGGUAGUCAAUAAUCAUACAGCCUUCAUAAGAAUAAAAACAAAUCAAGAACAGAAAAGUCAUCUUUUAAUAUUACCAGUGGAAGUAGAAGUGUCAUCUUCUCCUGGUAUAUAUUCUCCCUCAGAAAUGAUAGAUUUUGGUAUAAUGAGAACAUUAGAUGAUCCAGCCACAGUACAGUUAAAGUUGAUGAAUACAGGGUCUAAACCCAUGCAUAUUGUUAGUGUGUCAGUUUACCCACCAAACGAUGCUAUCAAUAUAGAAUUUAGACCUACAAAAUUACAGCCAGACAUUGUGCGGCAUACAACAAUAGCACAUGUCACAUUCAAAGCAUCAAAAGCCUUACAUCCAAAACAGAUGUUGGGGAAAAUUAUUGUAAAAUCUAAAAAUGGUGAACAAAAAAUAAUAAUUCCAUACCAAGCAACAGUUUAUCAUGGGUCAUUAGCAUAUAAUGCAAACAAUACCCAUUUUUUUAGUGCUAGAGACAGAUGGAAUUACACACGUUUUAUGACGUUUACCAACACAUUUAAUUUUACUGUUGUGGUUUAUAAUGUGUCAAUACCUUCACUUGUCAAACAGUAUUUUUCUAUUUUAAAUUUUACCAAGCCUGUCAGUAUUGAAUCUAGACAGACUUUAACUGCUUUUUUACUAAAAUUUCAUCCGAAUGAUACACAGCUCCACUUUACAACUUACCUGACGUUAUAUACCAACGCUUCACAGUUUGUUAUACCUAUAGUAGUAUACAAUGGUCUAUUACAAGUAAUACCACAUAGACCAGAAAAAUAUAAAGGUCAGUUUGACUUUGGUACGAUGGGGAUGUCAGAAACGCGAUGUAUGACGUUUACUCUCAGAAAUGAUAAUCCUGUGGACGUGAAAGUGAGAAUAAAUGCUUCAGCAGAGGUUCAUAUAGGGGAGAUAACACCUGACAUGAAUGGUACAACAGUGACUUUUUUAGGAAUGGAGAAAGGGAAUGGUACAAUGUUAACAAGAGAACAUAAUACAUCAGAUGUUGAUUAUAAUUGGUUAAAAAUAUCACCAUACCAUUUUGCUGUUUUUAGUGUCAAUUUAACAGCUCCUGAUUAUGAGGGGAUAUUUGCUUCAGAUAUGCUCAUAACUACACAGUUUGAGGAUAUCUGGAUACCAGUAACCCUCAGAACUUCAGAUGGUAGCUUAAAUACUAUUCCUGAAAAACUUAUUUUUGAAAGAGUUUUUCCUGGGAAAAUUCCGUAUAAAGUGCUGCAGAUUUAUAGUUCUUUCAGAGAUUUUAUGGAAGUUACCAGUGUUUCAUUUCAACCAUCAGACACAAGAUUUUACUUUGAACCACCAAAUAAUGAAAGAAUUUUAUUAGAACCUUUUAAAAACAAUAUAGUUGGAAAUAUUUAUUUUGAUUCCAAAAGGGAGUGUAAAGAAGAUUGUUAUAUAGGGUUACAGACAAAUACACCUGCUGGUCAGCAGUGGUUGUCUGGCCUGGGUUUAGAUAAAGAAGUAGCAGAUACAGAUCAAUAUCUUUUUACCAGACUUCAACAGAAGUGGGAUAAAUUAGAAAAAUCUGAGCAAAAUACAGCCAAUGUUACAAUAGAAAUAGACACAAGUGAAGUUCGAGGUUUUUUAUUCUCAGCUCAAUCACAUUUACAUUGGCCAUCCCUCUUCAGAAAACAUAAAAUAAAAUUUCCUCUGACGCAGAUUGGUAAUACUUCUGUGUCAGAUUUUAUAGUAGAAAAUCCUGGGAAUGUUCCCGUUUUAAUACAGAUACUCCCGUUAUCUCUUUAUCCAAACCCACAGACAAUAAUAGAAUUACUUAGUCAAAGAUUAACAUCAGAUAUAUCAGAUAUGAUAGAAACAGAUGAUUUAGACAUCUUUACACUCCCAGAUUUAGAACAAUAUAAUCCAAAUCCACAGAAUCCUGUUCCCGGUUUUAGAAAACACAUAGAAAGUACUCUAGGAGUAAAACCACAUAAACACAGUAUAACUACCGUCCUACAACCUGGGGUUAAAGUCAAAGUACGGGUUGGUUUCCAGCCUCGCGAUGAUAUCUCCAGGACAUCUUUAAUACUCAUCAGAAAUAAUUUAACAAUAAUAGAUGCAAUAGUGGUACAAGGACAGGGUGGCAGAGGAGAAAUGAAACUUAGUAAUAAAAAACCAGGCUCUGGAAUACCAUUACAGUUUGAUAUGACAGAAAAACAUCUUAAAAAUUGUGAUCGAAAAAAACAAACAAAAAAUACUAUUCCUAAUUUUACAGUAAGAAGGUCAUUUACAUUAAAAAACACAGGAGAAUUACCAUUUUAUGUGCAUGGUUAUGCCAUAAAUAAUUCUCCUUGUGAAGGAUAUGGUUAUAAAGUUUUAGACUGUGAUGGUUUUGAAUUAUUGCCGAAUUCCAGUAAAAAAAUAGAUAUAGCGUUUACUCCAGAUUUUACAAUGUCAAGAAUAAGACGGAGUUUAACAGUUUUUACAAGCCUGGGUGGUUCAGCUAAUUAUACAUUACAAGCUACAGUUCCACCUCAUACCCUGUCUAAGUGUUCUGCUGCUUUACCCAGACCUAACUGGGAACCAGUAUUAUAUUACUCAAUAACGUGUGUUAUGGGUUUCCUUUUAUUCUGCAUAUUAGUUGCUGCUUAUUUUGAAGCUGAUAGAAUUUUUGUUGCUGAUAUUAUUCGUCGAAAAGUUAAAAAUAGUACACUUAACCAAAAUCCUUACGAUAAAUCCAAAGUUUUUGAUUUAAAACAAGUCGCAGGAUUACAUCAUAACAAUAAUACUCUGGUACAACCGAAGAAGGUUUUAAUUCCUACUAAACCACCUGAUAUCACCCUACCAAUCAAAGAAAUAUCAAACGGACAUACUAACAGAUUUACUGAAGAAAAACAGCAGCUUACAGAAGAGAAAUCAUUCUUCACAACAUUUUUAACAGUUGCUAAGAGGUUCUUUGCCCCGAAACCUUCAAAUCGUGGCAGACCUAAAAUUAACCGUCAGAAUUCUCGGGAUAAAGAUGUCGAAAACAAAAGUACACGUGUUAUCGAUAGAAGUAAACCUGUUGACCCUCCAAUUUCUGAGAAAUCCAUUGAGCAGCAAAAGUCAAAGCGAACAAAGGCAGCUAAACGUCAGAUUAGUGCUGAAGAGGUUCAACUUACCCAUGACAGAAAAGUUAGCAAGGAGUUAAACCAUGUUGACAAAAAGGUUUCCUCGAAAUUAAAUAACCAUGACAACAAAAACAAUACUAAAAAUAAACAACCUGUUACCAUGACAACAGAUGUAGAAACAACAGAAAAAUUCAGACAACAAUCCAGUUAUGAAGGAAAAUCUAAGAAGAAACAAAAGAACAAUAAUAACAAGGCAGAACUGAGUUUACAUAUACCAGUGUAUGUCUCCCGAAUAAGUCAAGAGGACGAUAUGUCUUCUACAACCACCGAAUCAUCUAAUGGUGACGGGGAUGAAAAGAGUUCAAGUGCUAGAGAAUCUACACCCGAACCUCCUCCCCCUCAACCAACCAAAUCAAAGAAAAAAUCCAAGACUCCAGUCCAUUCACACGGCCAUAUUGACGAUGAUGAUGAGGACUUUGAACUUACAUCUAAAUCCAAGGCAUAUAACCGAAUCAAAUCCUCCGCUAAAGACGCUACAUGUAAUGGUGGAAAUAUCUUACAGCCUAGCGUAGAACAAAUUAUUAACAAAUUUGGUAUAUUAUUAACAUACGAGUUGGAUUACAACCCCGAUGCUAAACUAGAGAAAAAUAAUGCCCUAGAUAUGGCCAACAAAUCCAAGAAAUCAACUAAAAAUAAGAAUAACAAGAAGAAAGAAGAAAGUUUUGAAACUAUUGACAAACUGGAUGGUGUCAACAAAUGGCAACAGGACAGCUCUUCUGGGAGUGAACGGGAAGACACCCAGCCCGUGUGGGACAUGCCGAAUCACGAAUCACCGGGAGAUUUAAGUGAACUGUCCAUCCAGACAUCUAACUUUGAACAGAAGUUUAACAAGACAGUGACCGGAAGCUUCAGUCCAGAAACCUUGACCAGUAGUAGCCGAUCAAGCAGUUACAGCAGUAUUGUCAGUAACAGUAGUAAUGAUACCCAGAAGGCCAAGAAUGACAAGAGAUUUACCUCCCCUUUCCCGACAUAUUCAGAAGCACCAGGCACUAUUGGAUCCAAGUGUAAGACUCCCCCUGUAGGUAGUGGAAAGGUCAGAAGCGUAUGGAGUAAUACCCCACCUACUACUCCUGAUCCUAUUGGAAAUAGUUUUGGACUACAGACUAUCCAGGAAUCCAGAACAGUCCCCACCAUAGAGAAUGACCCAUUUGGCACACCAGAGCCUCCAUUUGAGUCUGUGUAUGCCUUUGGAAAUGAUACCCCAUUUGAAAGCCAACAACAGCCAGCAUUGACUAUGAUGCAGAAGUUACAGAUGGACAGACGUAAGAAGAUACAAGAGCACCAGAUGAGAGUCAUGAAAGCUUUUCGAGCGAGACAGUUGUCUGUUGGAGAAGAUUGGCCCGGAUUUGAUGUUCCAGCUGUUAGAAGUGAAAGUUUGUGGGACUCUGAAUACAAUCCUGUAGGUAACAGAUGGCCAAGUCCUGAUACAUCUCCAACUGGAGGGAACAGUCUGUGGAGUACCCUUACAAAUGGCGCUAACAGUGGAUGGAAUUCUCUUGUGUCCUUGACCUCCAGUUGGGGAUCAAACACCCCAGCAACCAACCUUUCUGAAGCUGACAGUGGAAUCUUCCCAGAUCCAUCUGGAAAUGCACAAGCACCAAAUAUUGGAGGGAGCCCAGGGUCCGUUGAAAGUUUCAGUCCCUUCAACAAUAUGUCAAAUAUUUGGGGACCUAACGCUCCAAUUUCCUCUUCUGGAUGGAAUAUGCCAACUAAUACUGACACUACUGAUUCAAAAUAAACGACUUUUUCCAGAAUAGUAUAUCUCUACAGUAUUCAUUGUUAUGUCUAUUUUUAUUGAGAAAGCAAACAUGAAAAUUACAAUACAUCAUUUCUAUUUAGUAUUACUUAGAAAAUCAAAUACAUUUUGAAGCAUUUGUAAAAAAAAGUUAUUUAUAUAUAUUUAAAGUCUUGAACUUAAUUAAUACAUAUAACUGAAAAUUGUGUUUGAAAAAUAGGCCUAUUAAGUAGGUAGAGAAAAAACUUAAAUUAAGUAACAAUUUGUAAUACAUAAAUAUUUCAUAUUUAAAACACAUGUAUUGAAAUUAUUAAAAGUAUUUCCCAUCAUCUUGUAGAAUAAUUUCCAUGUUUGUUAUCUCCUUUUUAUUUAAGUACACAAUACCCUGAACUUUUCUUUUAUUUAUCAGUUGUUUUUAACUGUAUUUUUUUCAUUGUUGAUUUUUUUUUUUUCCAUUGUAUAUAAUCUGUUGUGUUUUUGUUUGCAGUUUACUAUUAAAAUAAAACCACAAACUUACAAUAUUUUAAUUGUUAUUUUAAUUUUGUUAUGUAUGGUGAAUUUUAUGGUCCCUAGUAUAUACAGAAACAGUUUUUAAAUGUUUUAACAAGCAAAAAAGAAUUUUAAUAUGUCCAUUCCCUUCAAUAGUUUCAUUUUUAAAUAACAGAAUCUUUAAAAGUAUACAACAGUUUUCAUUUUCGUUGUGUUUAUUUGUAUACUGGAAAAUGAAUCUGUAAAAUUACUUGCCAUUUAAAAAAUAGAAUUUAAAGUCUAAAUUCCUUAUGUUUAUUGCAGUUGUUUUGUUAGCUGUUAAAAAUUUGCUUAAAAUUUAAUUUUCUGCUCGCUUUUUUUUUGUGGCAAAUGUUUUUAGACGGGCCAGUAGUGUUAAGAUUAUGAUUUUUUCACCAAUUGUUUUCUUUUAUUUCCCUGUGUGAUGUGUAAGUUUUUAAUUAUUAUAUUUUUGUGAUAUUGUAUGAAGUUCAGGUUAUUGUGUACAAUGUAGCCGUGAGCCUUAAAAUUUUGUUAAAGUGGUCUCAAUAUAUCAGAAUUAAUUUAAAAUGGAUAUUGAUUUAUUAACCAAAAAAUGAUGCAAUUUUAUAAUAUAAGCUGUUGCUUUUUUGCUUUGAAAGUUUAUGGUUUCAGAAUUGAAUUAGUUAUAAGCUAAGGAGUGAGUAGUUUGUCUAUUUUUUCAUUACAAAAUUAAACAUUUUAAAUUCAUUUUUGAUUACGGCAAGCUGAUCAGCAAUGUGUAUUGUAGAGUGAAAAAAAUACAUUGAUUUAGUUGUUGAGCUACAUUGUUAAACUGUACCUUUUCUGGCGUAAUAAUAUUUUGGCAAUAAUGCUAUGUAAUGGUAAUAUGUUCAAAAAUGUUCGGAGAAAAAAACAUCAGAUAAUUUUGAAAAGGAGUAAAUUAAAGCAAUAAAUGAGGUACAUGGAUUAUGACAGUUUAACAAUGCAGCCUUCAAGUUAAUCGCAAUGAUAUAGUUUAGUAUUGAAUCAUAUAUUGUAUGAAUAGACAUACAGUCCCGAAUAUGACCGAGUUAAACAUUGUUUACUCAUUAUACCGAUUAUGACUUUAUGAGUUGAGUUGUGUGAAUUACAAUUCCUCUAAUCAUGGACUUGACUUUUUGAAACGUGAGUUGAGUUACAACUCCUCACUAUACUGAUAAGACAUUUCAACUGGAUAUUGAAAAAUGUACAUACAUGAGCGUUUUUUUCUUUUCAGUUAUGUAGAAGCAAGUAGCUGAAAUUUUUUGUUUAUUUUAUAAUAAUUUCUGUUGUGUUUCAUAAAAGGAAACUUUACUAACAACGGUAAGGGACAGAGGUGUAAGAUAGAACAGAUUGUAGUAUAGUUAUGUUGAAUGUAUAAGACCAGAGUCUUAAGUUUAUAUAUUUUAUGUAUGAGUAGGAUCUAUUGUGGAAGGAUAUUUUAUGUGAUUAUUCAAGGGAGAAAACUUGUGUCAAUUCUGAGAUUUCAUAUGGAAAUACAAUAAUUUAAAUUUGUAAUAUGCAGCAUUUUACAAAAUUAUUUUUUGAAAGUCUAUUUUUAUCUAACAUACUUGUAUAAUACAAAGUCUGCAUUUCAACUAAUUCAUGAGCUGGUUUCAGGAAUACUUAAUUUAGAAUAUUAUGAAAUAAAACAUCAAUUUUUUUUUUUUAAUACAGGAAUAUUUUAUUAUCCUAGUAAUGGAACUCAGAUUAAGAAGUCCCGCUGUAGGCCAAAUGUACUUAAAAAUAAAACUUCUUCCUUGAAUAAUCAAGAUUUAAUUUCAAGUGUACUGUUUGUAACAACAAUAUUAUUAUUUGAGAUGGACUAGUUUCAGGACAAAAGAUGUCAUUUUUCUUUUUCUACUAAUUUGAUUUUGAUAAGACCAGAGAUGUCAUGUAAUGAAUGUUUAUAAUGUUGUCAUGGUAAUGAUAUUUUGAAACAUGUCAUGGAAACCUAGAGUUGUCAUGUGACUUUUAUCUAACGUUUUAUGUCAGGGUAGUUGAUACCAGGAUACUGUGGAACUGUGGGAUUGUUUUUCUUUUUACUAUUCUCACAGACCACUUUUAUACUGUCAUGAAAAAUUAAAAAAUCUGCAGAAAAAAAU